Oncorhynchus keta (chum salmon) is the source of this 646-nucleotide messenger RNA. Its product is annotated as tetraspanin-8-like. NCBI's taxonomy places the organism in Eukaryota, Metazoa, Chordata, Actinopteri, Salmoniformes, Salmonidae. Bases 104 to 631 code for a protein of 175 amino acids. The transcript has 6 exons. The record is from RefSeq and is a predicted model, not a curated record. Gene Ontology annotation, cellular component: membrane.
CACACACCUGCAACACCAGUGUGGGUCUGGAACAGAGGAAUAGGGAUUAACUUGACAUUGGUCUGUCACAUCACAUCUUUCCUGUUUGUUGGAAGGUAAGAAGAUGGCUGUGGAUAAGCAUAUCAAGAAGUCGCUCUUCCUCUUCAUUCUACUGUUCUGGAUCGGUGGCUGCGCUAUUCUUGGUGUCUCCAUCUACCUCAAAGUGAGCAAGAAUGGAAACGUGAUAAUGGAUGAGGCAGUGCCGUUUGUAGACCUGCUGAUAGCUGUUGGCGUCAUCAUCAUGGUACUGGGCUUCCUGGGCUGCUGUGGAGCCAUUAAGGAAAACCGAUGCAUGCUCAUUCUGUUCUUCAUCGGACUGCUCCACAUGUUCAUCCUCCUGUUCAUCGUCGGAAUCCUGGGAGCUGUCGGAGAGAAGAACGAGGAAAGGCCAAUUUCUGACCCCAGCGUUGACCACACUGACUUGUGCAAAAUUGCAAAAGGACGCAAAGGGUACUCAAAGCCUUGUGCCAAGUUUGUGACUUUCUUCAUCGCUUCUCCUUUUGGUAUCGCAGCCUUGAUGGUAAGAAUCCAAAAGUCCAAUCUCUAUAACAAAGCCUGUAUUAAUACACUAUAUUAUGUACUGUACCGGUAAUAUAAAUGGAAUACA